AUGCCCGACAACAUUGAAAUCACACCUCGCACCGGCACUGCCUUCACCUUGAACAAGGGACAGCGCUUGACCGUGAUUGAUCCCAAAGGUGUACAAGUCUCUGACCUUGUUGCCUUUAACCGUCACGAUCCCGACGAAGUCAUCAGCAACGGCAGAACGCUCGACUACGCAAGUCGGAUAUUCCUCACCACCGGCGACCCGCUGUACUCGAACCGCAGCAAUGUCAUGCUCAAAAUCGUCGCCGACAACUCUCCUGGCAAGCACGAUUUUCUCUUGACACCGUGCUCAAAGGACACUUUCCGCAUCAUCUAUGGCGACAAAGACCCUCACCAAGGAUGUUUUGGCAACAUCGCUGGCGCCAUUGAAAAGUACGGCAUCUCACCCGAUCGUAUUCCUUGCGCGUUCAACUGCUUCAUGUAUGUCACUGUCGAUUCGGAUUCGGGAGAGCUCAAGGUGUUGCCGCCCAUCACAAAAGCAGGUGACAGCAUCGAGUUCGUGGCAGAAAUGGAUCUGAUCAUCGCUUUGACUGCUUGUUCCGCUCUGCAGUCCAAUGGCGGAUCAUUUAAGCCAAUCCAAUACAGAAUCAGCGAUUGA
Molecule: messenger RNA, 594 nt
Organism: Aureobasidium namibiae CBS 147.97
Lineage: Eukaryota; Fungi; Ascomycota; Dothideomycetes; Dothideales; Saccotheciaceae
Exons: 1
Coding region: 1-594 (197 amino acids)
Source: RefSeq, a predicted model, not a curated record